AUGACAGCCAUCGACUUGGAGACCUUUCCUUUGCACAAGGCGGCGUUUUUCAAUGACGUACAUUCGAUAUCGCAGCUCAUCAAAGCGGGGCGUAGUUUAUACGAGCAGGAUAUGCAUGGUAAUACAGCACUUCACAUAUCAACAAUGCUUGGUCAUCGAGAGGCUACCGCGCUGUUGCUGGCUCAUAACGCACCGGUGAAGGUGAAAAACUGUGAUGGAUGGAAUCCAUUAAUGGAGGCCGUCAGUUAUGGCGACAGGCAGAUAAUAACGGAAAUGUUGCGGAAAUUGAAAGCUCAGUCUCGUAUGGGGAUGACAAGCCGUAAAGCGCAUCUGAUCAAAAUGUUAGAGGGAUAUUGGCGAUUUUUACCUCGAACUAAAUUCCUCUGCUUUCACGAAUGCUCCCAUCUGAUGUGUGUCAAAAUAUAUAAGAAAGGUACUCAGCUGCGUAUGGACACAACACUGGCGGAUUUCAAUGAACGUCGAUGGGAGCGAGGCGAUAUUUCUUUUGUUUUCAACGCGAAGGCCAAAUACGAGAGCGAUGAGUUGAUCAUAAUGGAUAACAAUGCGAAGGUGUUCCAGCGAGUUCGUCAUGAAGAGUCUGAGGCCGAAGUUGAUGAAGAAGUAGAUGUGUUGAUGUCGUCUGAUAUAGUGUCAGCCCAGAGCCUGCAGCAUCGAAAGUCGUUAGCACCACCUGGCCGAAUGCCAACAACGUGGGAGGAGUAUGUGGGGGCAGCGCCUGGUGCAGCGCCACCUCUUGGAAGGGCACAGAUCUUGAAACAGAAUGAAAAGCAAUUCACUGCUCUUAUUGGAAUGAGCGAAGAUUUCCCAAUGGGAGUAGAUGUUCUGCUUGAUAUUCUUGAGAUUGUCGCACCAUUCAAGCACCUCGACAAAUUGCGGCGUUUUUGUGAAGCGAGACUUCCACCUGGUUUUCCAGUACGCGUAGAGAUUCCGUUGCUGCCCACGAUAUCGGCGAAGGUCACCUUCCAAAAACUUCAGUUCAUGAAUAAUCUUUCGGACAAGAUCUUCUUCAUACCAACGUCGUAUCGCGAAGAUCCAACCAGAUUCCCAGAU
Ostertagia ostertagi is the source of this 1071-nucleotide messenger RNA. The record is from the annotation of a GenBank genome assembly. Lineage: Eukaryota; Metazoa; Nematoda; Chromadorea; Rhabditida; Trichostrongylidae.